GGAACUCUGAGAGUUAAAGUUAGAGUUGAGUGUGAGUUUAAGACGAGAGCUUUCACAGCUGGAUUCUCCUCGUCUCUCACACACUCUCUCACACUCUCGCGCAGCAGCAGCAGGCCAGACAUCAGGAGUGAAGGGCUAAAGGAGUGCAGGAAUGAAGGGGUGAGGGAGUGAAGAAGUAAAGGGGAAGGAGUGAAAAAGUGAAGGAGUGAAGAAAAGUGAAGAAGUGAAGGAAAUCAGGAGUGGAGGAGUGAAGAAGUGUAGGAGUGAAUGAGUGAAGGAGUGAGCGAGAGGGAGGGAAAGAGAGAAAAAAAGAAGGAAGUGAGGGAGUAAAGGAGUGAAAGAGAGAAGGACUGGAAGACUGAAGGAGUGAAGAAGUGUAGAAUUAAGGGAGAGAGGGAUUGAGGGAGCAAAGAAGUGAAGGAGUGAGGGAGUAAAGGAAAGAAGGACUGGAGGAGUGAAGGUGAGAAUAAUUUAAGGAGUGAAUUAGAGAGGGAGUGAGGGAGUGAAGGAGAGAGAAAGAGAGGGAGUGAGGGAGUGAAGGAGAGAGGGAGAGAGGGAUGGACGGUAAAGAGGAGGAGAAGGUGGUCGCUGCGGGUCCAGUAACUCAGGAGCAACUCGCCACAAUACAGGACGAACAAGUGCUGAAUGACAUGCUGGACAAGGCGGUGGAUUUUGAGGAGAGGAGGUUGAUUCGGGCGGCGCUGAGGGAGCUGAUGAAGAGAAAGCGAGAGCAGCGGGACCGUGAGCGAGCCGAGCGUCAGCAGGACCUGCGUCAGCGUGGAGUGUGUGCUGGACGCGGCCCAGCUGGACAAAAUGCAGCCCAGAAACCAGCAAAUGGGUCGGGCAGCACCCAGCAACACACAAACAGAGCAGCUCUGGCAAAGCCUCCAAAUCCAUCAUCAGCAGGUUCCAGCCCCCAAGCGUCGGCCAGUCCAGCUCGUUCCCCAGCUGUCGGGGUCAGAGUUCCCCGCGGCUCAGCGCUUGGCGGCCCAAACACUAAAGACGUCAAACAGAUGCUGCUGGACUGGUGCAGAGCCAAGACUGAACCAUACGAGGGCGUGAACAUCCAGAAUUUCUCGUCCAGUUGGGCAGAUGGGCUGGCGUUCUGUGCCCUGGUCCACAGGUUUUUCCCAGAAGGCUUUGAUUACUGCACGCUGGACCCGUACGACCGCAGGGCCAACUUCGAGAAGGCUUUUAAAACUGCAGAGCGUCUAGGUGACUGUGCUCCUCUCCUGGAUGUUGAUGAUCUGUUGCGGAUGCGGGAGCCGGAUUGGAAGUGUGUGUAUACCUACAUCCAGGAGUUCUAUCGCUGCCUUGUAGAGAAAGGGCUCGUCAAGACCAAAAAGAAAACCCCAUAAUAACCAAACAUCAAAGUGAAGCAGCUGAGAUCCAGUGAAGAGGUGGAGCGAUGGAGUGCUACAGGAGAGCUGCAGGCCAGCACACACACACACACACACAUACACAGACACACUCACACAGACACACACACACACACACACACACACACACACAGUACACGCUUCCUCAGGGACAGAGAGACGCCUCCUUCAGUCCUGUAAGAGAAUUUGUUUGCCAGUUACUCCAGUGUUCAGCUCCUGCAGUGUAUUUCAGUGUUAUAUGGGAUUGAAGUGUGCGCUGUGUGUUAUAACUGUAUAUUACAAAAUAAAAUGUUUGAUUUUAA
Messenger RNA from Astyanax mexicanus (Mexican tetra), 1681 nucleotides. It is a transcript of the gene smtna, whose product is annotated as smoothelin a. Gene Ontology annotation, molecular function: protein binding. Lineage: Eukaryota; Metazoa; Chordata; Actinopteri; Characiformes; Acestrorhamphidae. The record is from RefSeq and is a predicted model, not a curated record. The transcript has 9 exons. Gene Ontology annotation, biological process: actin cytoskeleton organization. Bases 558 to 1358 code for a protein of 266 amino acids. Gene Ontology annotation, cellular component: filamentous actin; microtubule organizing center.